AAUUACUUUUUGUUCUUUUUGGUGCUAAAGAUGCAACCUGAUUUUAGUUGGAUGGUUCCCAUUGAAGUGAUGUUGGGUUCUCUAAAUCAUGGAGAAGUUCAAGCAUGCAGCAUUUCCGUCAUUCCAGACAAACUUAGAGAAGUUAAUGAAGAUGCUUACAAACCAACACAUAUAUCCAUUGGACCUUUACAUCGAGGAGCCACAAGACUCCUUCAAUUAAUGGAAGAACCAAAAUGGCAUUACAUACGCGAGUUUCUUGAUCGACUUUGAACAAAAUAGAAAAUCAGAGUUAAGGUUAAGAGAAUGCGGCUUUGACAUUCUCAAAUUAGAUAAAAUUGUUCGUGCAAGCUAUGGUGGAGGAAGCAACAACAUUAUUGAAGAAACAGAAGAUCACGACAUCGCUAAAAUUAUGAUAGUAGAUGGUUGUUUUCUUUUAGAGCUUCUCAUUAGACUCGGAGAUUAUACGAAGAAUCAAACAACAACUUCUUAUAACAACGACAUAAUCUUUAAAACAGAGGAAAAGGUGUUGUCUGUUUUAAACGAUGUAAUAAUGCUUGCAAAUCAAAUUCCUUAUCUUGUUCUCAAGAAGUUAUAUAGGAAGGUAUUUCCCGAUGGUAGUGAAAUCAAAGACGAUCAUCGUGUGGCUGAUAUUGUUCGUAAGGCUUUUGGUUACCCUUCGGUUAAUAGCUCGGGAGGUGCUCAUAUACUUCAUUUGAUGCACUUGUCGACAGUGGAUCAAAACCAACAACAUGAAGGGAAAAAAGCGGAGAUAGAAUUAUUGCGAUGUGCUACAAGGCUACGUGCUUCUGGGAUUGCAACUCCCUCCGUCGACUCGGAACACUCUGGAUGCCGCCUUGUUGAUCGCUCUCUCUCAAGGAUUAGACGCAUUUUGUACUCUUCAAGACCUGUGGCAAUUCAAACAUUUGUUAAGCAUAGUGCCUCUGAUCAGGAUCUCCAACAGGUAUUCCUUUACCAUAUUUGGUUUAUUUGAUGUUGUCUACUCCUUUGCAUGGAUAUUAGAUCUUUCCGUUUAUUAUGUGGUCUCCUCCGUAAUGAACGUAAAUUGAAAGAUGGACUAGUAAGUAUUGAAGAACAAAUUGCUAUAUAUUUACACAUGAGCUGAUUAUUUAGUAUUAGUUUAGUUACUUAUUUGAUUUCUAGAAGGAGUUAGACACAUGAUAAUUGGCUACUGAUUUGAUUUAUAGUUUAGUUACUCCUAAAAGAUUAGAGAUUUUAUCAUCAUUAGUGCUAUUGAUUUGAUGUGAUUAAGAAUUAAAUUUUGUCACUGAGGACCUUGACUUUCAAG
This is a messenger RNA of Cicer arietinum (chickpea), 1306 nucleotides long. Lineage: Eukaryota; Viridiplantae; Streptophyta; Magnoliopsida; Fabales; Fabaceae. The record is from RefSeq and is a predicted model, not a curated record.